This is a messenger RNA of Galdieria sulphuraria, 586 nucleotides long. RefSeq lists its product as uncharacterized. Lineage: Eukaryota; Rhodophyta; Bangiophyceae; Galdieriales; Galdieriaceae. The record is from RefSeq and is a predicted model, not a curated record. The coding region runs from base 34 to 453 and encodes 139 amino acids. The transcript has a single exon.
AAGGCGCUUAUUUUGAAAUUCAAUUGAUAGAAAAUGGAGUGGUUAGGUUCUGCAGCUCUUAUGAUUGGCUUAUGGCUUCUCUAUUUAUGGUUCUUUGGUACAACCAAAACAAGUAUUUCCAAUUACACAAGUCCAACUAUUCGACCAUCAGAAACUGAAAAGUAUCUACCUACAAGAGAGAGUAUUUGGUCUGUUUGGAGACAAGUAUUUUCUCUCCUUGACGAGGAAGUCAAACAACUUCAACGCAAUCAACAGGAACUUUAUAGUUGUACAGAAGACUGGAUUGAUCGAACCCACUCUGACUUGCAUCGUCUACGAAUUGCCAUGAACAAGUUACAUUCCAAGACAUCAGUGAAGUUCAAUCAAGUUGAAGAUGUGAAGAAGAAGAGAUUGAGUCUUCAUCCUUCCAUGAGUUUGGCGUUUUCUAUUCAAGAUGGAACUCUUAGAAUGUAAGAAACUCCAAUUGCCUUUGAUGAUAAAUCGCAAAGUGUCAUAGAAAACCGUAAAAUAUUUUUUUGUAAUUUUAGAAUAUUAGUUUCGCUAUAUGAAGGAAUAGAAAGGACAUCAUAAAAGUUGUUAGCAUGGA